UAGUUAGCCAACAGGUGCCUUGAUUCAACCGGCACACACAACAUUAGCAUUCAUUUCAAGCCGUGUUUGUUGCCACCUGAAGAAUUAUGGCCAAACUGCUGCCUCUCCAGCCUGGACCGGGACUGGACAUAAGCCCUCGGCCCCACACCGCUCCGGGCCGCACCACACACCUGUCCACAAGAGGACAGACAAGAGGGGGGUCCCGGCAGACAGGGACAGACAGAGGUCCACAGCUCAUCCUGGAGCAGGUGAAGCCACUGAUCCACAGCAGACUGUCCCACAUCAGGUCAGCCUUCAUGGCAGCAGACCCCGAUGGUACAGGGCUGGUGAGCAGUGGGGAGUUUAGACGGGUCCUGAAGAGCCUGCUGUCUGUCAGCCAGAACCAGCUUGACACGGUCCUCAAUCAGGUUUGUGAGAGGGGCAGUGCAACAGUGGACUACAUGCAGUUCCUGAGGAGGUUCAGCCGAGCUCCGGCGGUCCACAGAGCCUGCAGCAGCUACAGCAGCGUGAGUGAACUCUGUCUGUCUGUGUGUCUCAGGCGUGGUCCACAGAGCACUCCCAUGUCCCUGUCAGAGAUACAGAGGCAUCUCAAAGAGAAGAUCGGAGGCAACCUGAGGACUGUGAUCAGAGUGUUCGGACUGUUUGACUACAACCGAAAAGGACAUGUCCAGCGGCACGAGUUCCGCCGCAUCCUGGACAACUACUGCAUCCAUCUGACAGACAAGGAGUUUGAGAGGCUGUGGAAUCAUUACAGUCCCAAUAACACAUCCACCAUCUCCUAUGAACUAUUCCUGGACCAGCUCGGCUUCAGUGACAGCCAUAACUUAAGGAUCGCUCCAGUCUGCACUAAACUAGAAGUGUCCAGACCAGGGACGACUCCACCUGACAGAGUCAAACAGAAGAAGCAGAGACCAGAAUCUAUAUCCAGUCUGCGACCCAGGACUCGGCAGACUCUCUUCUAUGACAAGAUGUGCAUGAACUGUGUGCUGCUUUGGCGAGCACUGCAGGCCUUUGACACCAGCCGCUCCGGCCUGGUUGAGCAGGACGUCCUCAGGGCCGUUCUCAGCAGCUUUGUAUUUCCCAUGAACCCUCACUCCUUCCAGAAGCUGACCAGCCGUUAUGGUGUGCGAGUAGCGGGGCCCGUGAGGUGGAAACACUUCUUGGGCCACUUUAUGAGCCCGAUGAAAGAAGAGGGCGACACAGAUGUUGACACUGACAGGUCAUGGGAGCAUCCUGCCGCAGAGGCAAACGGCUUGGAUCUUCAGGACAUUAACCCUCGACUGAGAGAAAUCUUCCACCUGCUGGACACGAGGGAGGCAGGGUAUAUCCCCAGAGCAGAGCUGAGACAUUUUCUGGAGAGACCAGGUAGGACGCUGCCCAGGUGUCAGCAGCCACAGAUCACAGAGCUGCUCAAUGCUCUUGACCCAGAACACAGCGGGGUCAUCCAGCGGGCCAGCCUGGAGAGACUCAGCCCCAGCAUCACCAACACCGCACCUCCACCCGCCACUGCUGAGGACACUGCUGAGGACGCUGAACACACUGCUCUCAGUUCAGUGCUGGCGGCUCUGAAGCUAUGUGACCCUCAGCACACAGGAUACGUCACACAGGAAGAUCUGAAGAAGGUCUUAAGCUGCUGUGGAGCGCCCGUCUCAGACACACACUUCAACAAGCUUUGUGAGACCUCCAGCUCUACAUCUGACAGUUCUCCUCAGCUGGUUUCUUACAGGGGCUUCCUCAGGAGCCUGGGGGUACCACUAACAGAUGAAACAUCCUCAUUCCACGAGGACACCUCCCAUACUGAGAGCCGCUGCUCAUCCCCUCAGUCCACUCUGCCGUCGGUCAGGGGACAGCGGCCCCGCUCUAGCCUGCAGGUCAGCUCACACACCUGCAGCAUCCUGGACACUGUUUUCAAGAGGAUGAGAUCAAGGUUAGAGCAACGCCACAGCAGCCUGACUGAGCGCAUCCAGGCCCUCACCCACAGCUCUGAGGGGACGCUGUCAGAGACGGACGUACGGAAGAUCCUUGAGGACAGCUGGGUCGUCCUGGACGAUAAGAAUUUCCACGAGUUCACCGAGCUGCUGGGCCUCAGGGACGGUGGAAUGGAGUGCUCGGUGUUCCUGGUGAAGUACGAGGAGGCCACGGCCAGAGACGGGCAGCAGCGCUCAGAGAGUCAGAGUCAUCAGGAGGAGCUCGGCCCCCUGCUUACCUCUGCUGAGCAGUGCCUGGCUGCCAUGAAGACCAGGAUCAAGAUCAUCCACGGGGACAACCUGACGGCGUUCUGCCUGAUGGACAGGAAGCGUAAAGGCGUGGUGGACUGCCGUGAUUUCAGAGAGCUGUACAGCAGCCUGGGCCUCCUCUGCAGGGAGAACGAGUAUGAGCGGCUGCUGGAUUUGAUUGGCCUGCAUCCCGGAGCCAACAUCAACUACACAGAAUUUGUAGAUAUUGUUGAGAAUAAUGGCAAAUGCAAACCAUGGACACAAACAGCUUGUGUACAGGAGCAGCUCCAUCAACUCCUGGCCACUGAAGUACGCUACAAGUGGGCAGACAUGUGCAAGGUGCUGUGCCAGUUUGACACAGACGGUCAGGGCUGGAUCCAUAAAGCGGGCCUGAGGGGACUCCUCUUCACCUAUGCUCUUCCAAUAAGCCCUGAGGAGUUUGACCAGUUUUGGUUGAGAUAUGACUUAGAGGGGCGGGGCCGUGUGGCGGUUUGUGACUUCCUGAAAAGGCUGGGGUUUCAUCAUGAGGGGGAACUCAGAGCUCGCAGCCAGAAGCUGAAACAAACUGUUGCCCAACAGAACGCUGGCAGACCACUGUCCUCUGAUGCGGCCUCACUGCAGUCUAUAGAAGCGAUUGUGCAGAAGAACUACGCGGGGUUAAGUGACUCCUUGACUCGCCUGGAGACGAGGAGAGAUGGCACAGUGACGGUGGACGAGCUGAUCAGUGUGUUACAAACCUACAGCUGCUCCAUCAGCAGACAAAAGCUCAUAAAUCAUCUGCGCAGGCUCCAUGUUUCCAUGGAUGAUAGUGGCGAGAGGCUAGCUUACAUGGACUUCCUGUCUGCGUUUGAGCAGAAAGCAGAAGAGAAGUGUGAGCGUCCUCCUGUUACUCCUGAUGCUGUGAGACAGUCUUUGGACAGCCUCAGUCCAGCUGCGGCUCUGGCUAGAAUGAGAGAAAUUGUAACUGCCUCAGCUUCUACUCUGGAUAAGGUAUUCUCGGCCUUUGACUGCAGUGGGACAGGGACGGUCAAAGCUCUGGAGUUUCGUCAGGUGCUGGAGAGUUUCUGUGCGUGCCUGUCAGACAAACAGUACAGAUACAUGCUGACCAAACUGGAAUUGGACUGUGAGAGCUGCACUGUUAACUGGAGGGACUUCCUUAACAAGUUUCAAUCACAGAGCCCACUGCUGUCACAGAGGUGCCCGAUUAAGACCUGUGAGAAAGGGAGUAAACCCAGAUCCCCCCUCCAGACAAAUACCUCUGGAGUCACACAGCUCCAGGAAGUGGUCUCAGGUCACUUGUAUGACAUGACCGAAGAGCUUCUGGAUCUGGACCCCUUCAGCAGCACGACAAUCUCUAAAGAACAGUUCAGACAGCUCUGUGAUCGCCACUGCUUAAGACUCACAAAUGAUCAGUUUGAGUGUGUGUGGAGUCAGAUGCCUGUGAACAAGCGGGAGAAGCUUCAGUACAGAGAGUUUAUGGAACGGUUUGGUGAGUUCGGCAGGACAGAAGCAGGGGGUCCCAACGACAGUGCCCCAUCAGCGUCCUGUCAGCCCAGAGAAACUGCCCCAGCAACAUCUGGUUGCCCAGAGACUACAGGGGGCGCUCUGCAACGCACUAAGUCUGCCCCCCAGAUUUCCUCCAGGCAUCCCGCCUCAGUGGGGAGGCCUGGGACAGGAAGCCCGGCGGGCAGCGUGGAGAGGAGGCUGCGUGGGGCGGUGCAGCGUUGCUGGAAGGAGAUCCAGAGGAAGUGCACAGAGGAGGAUCCUCAGAGAGAGGGACACAUCAGCACCUCGUCUUUCCUGGAGAUCCUCCAAUCCCUCAGCGUCACUGUGACUCAGGAGCAGUUUGAGCGUCUGGCGGUGAAGUUUGACAUCAUUAGUAACGGCCGUGUUUCAUAUCACAACUUCCUGCAUCACUUCGUCCUCAACCUGAAACCAGCAGAGGCCAGGGCGCCGUUUGAGCGACGUAAACUCCCUCCUCCUACUACACUGACGAGUCGCGGCGUCCUGAGCAGAGACUGCAUGGAGGUCAUGCUGAGGAUCCACGACAUCGUCCACGCCUCCUGGACCUCAAUCAGACGCUGCUUCCUGUCGUCUGACCGUGCCCGCACAGGAAGUGUCACCGUGCAGGACUUCAGGAAGGUGCUGCACCACUUCAGCAUCAAACUGUCGGAGGACGAGUUCUUCCACCUCUGCUCUUAUUUUGAUGGCGACACCACGGGGAGGAUCUCCUUCAACGACUUCCUGUGGGCUUUUCUUCACUGACCUUCACU
Messenger RNA from Plectropomus leopardus (leopard coralgrouper), 4489 nucleotides. NCBI's taxonomy places the organism in Eukaryota, Metazoa, Chordata, Actinopteri, Perciformes, Serranidae. The record is from RefSeq and is a predicted model, not a curated record.